AUGGCAAGCCACGGAAUAUCGCGCGGAGCAGGCCCUGUCGUACGAUCAGAAGAGGUGCGACAGAAAGAACUCCAACAAAUUACCGAAUACAGAAGUCUGGUAGAUCUGAUCGCAGAGAAGCAGUAUACUGUAGAAGUCCUAGGCUUGGUUACAACAUUGUUGAACGAGAAUCCCGAAUACUAUACGAUAUGGAACCACCGAAGGCGCGUCUUACUGUCUCUCGUCGCAGAGGAAUCUCCGGAGCAACCACCAGACAAGUUGUUACAAGGUGAUCUGCAGCUCACAUUUUCGCUGCUGCGCAAGUACCCCAAGUGUUACUGGAUAUGGAAUCAUCGCGACUGGCUCCUACGCAAGGGAGAAGCCCUUAUGGGGGCGGAAGCAGCACGUAAGCUUUGGUCGGGCGAACUACAAUUAAUAAACAAGAUGCUCCAUGCAGACAGUCGAAAUUUUCAUGCAUGGGGGUAUAGGCGAAUCGUGGUUUCGCAAAUCGAACGCUUGACCUCUUCUGAGGCUUCUACAGAGCAAAAGAGCCUUGCAGAGUCCGAAUUCGAAUAUACAACCAAGAUGAUCAAGACUAAUCUCUCCAACUUUUCCGCCUGGCACAACCGCAGUCAGCUCAUUCCCCGGAUUCUUCGCGAUCGCAAUGCAGACGCAAAGGCACGUCGCGCCUUCCUCAACUCGGAAUUAUCUUUGAUUUGCGAGGCCAUCAAUACCGACCCAUUCGACCAAUCCAUAUGGUUCUACCACCAAUAUCUACUUUCAGUUUUGUCUGAUUCAUGUCCUCAGGACCAGCUCAUCGUUCAAGAUCUAACCAACGGCGAGCGACAGCAGUACUAUGAGCACGAAAUGGAGUAUAUAAGGGAGAUAUUGGAGGACGAAGCAGAUUGCAAAUGGAUAUACGAGGCACUUCUCGGGCUCGCGGAAGCGUAUAUGGAUGUCGAGAGUGGUACCGGGUCAUUCACAACAAGAGAUAUGAGGCUGUGGCUGAACGAGUUGAAGCGUUUGGAUCCGCUGCGACGGGGACGGUGGGACGACCUAGAGAAACGACUGAAUCUUUGA
This is a messenger RNA of Pyrenophora tritici-repentis Pt-1C-BFP, 1059 nucleotides long. Its product is annotated as BET4, Protein prenyltransferase, alpha subunit. NCBI's taxonomy places the organism in Eukaryota, Fungi, Ascomycota, Dothideomycetes, Pleosporales, Pleosporaceae. The record is from RefSeq and is a predicted model, not a curated record. Gene Ontology annotation, cellular component: CAAX-protein geranylgeranyltransferase complex; protein farnesyltransferase complex; cytoplasm. Gene Ontology annotation, molecular function: CAAX-protein geranylgeranyltransferase activity; protein farnesyltransferase activity. Gene Ontology annotation, biological process: protein farnesylation; protein geranylgeranylation.